Messenger RNA from Volvox carteri f. nagariensis, 1533 nucleotides. RefSeq lists its product as uncharacterized. The transcript has 9 exons. Bases 1 to 1533 code for a protein of 510 amino acids. The record is from RefSeq and is a predicted model, not a curated record. NCBI's taxonomy places the organism in Eukaryota, Viridiplantae, Chlorophyta, Chlorophyceae, Chlamydomonadales, Volvocaceae.
AUGGGCUGCAUACCUGUACGGGUCGGCAAUUGCGGGGAGCAUCAGCAACUGCCACCCGAUUUGUACCUGCAGGCCACCAGCAUGGGCCGCUUUUCCCGAAUGCUCCGUACCUGGCUGAGACCGCAUUUCCUGGAUCCAAAUUUUCAAGGCCAAGCCCAGGAGAGGUAUAUCCGCUUCCUGGAGCUGCACCGUCAGCACCCGGAGGUGACUCUGGUCCCCACUGCCGACAUUGCGCUGAUGUGGCACACACACCUGGGGAUGAGCAAGGAAUACGCCGAGGCCUGUGAGAAGUUGUUUGGGGCGGAGGCGGCGCCCUGGCGGCCCGAUUACCUGGACCUGGGCGACCCGGCAAAGCUGGCUGGGAUGUACAGCGAAACAGCCCAGCUGUACCAGGAGAAGUACGGUGAGCCGUACGACGGCCCCGACACUGCCUGGCUGGCGGACUCGGUGCCGUACCCGCUGGUGACGUCCGCCAACCCGCUGGCCUACGCGCUGCGGGUUUUUGACGACAAUCCGCAGCAGGCGGAGCAGCAGACGGCCAUUGGCCUCGCCUGCCGGGCCGCCGGUCUGCCUGCGCCCCAGCCCGGUGCGCCCGUGGUUCGCAGUGGGGCUCAUGCGCUGUACUUGACGUGGCUGGCGGCCAGGAGGGCGGAGGCGGCGUACGAUAGCCUGACUUGUAACGGGUGCUGCAUGACGAGAAACAAAACGGUCCAUAUGCAAACGUUGCGGGACGUCAACUCCGCACUUGUGUCCGUGGCCUACUUCCUGGAGCUGCCGGACAUUGACACGCAUCCCUACCUCUUGGCAAUCACUGCGGGCGACAAGAAGUGGUCACCGAGCCCUCUGGCGGCACCGGCGGUGGCGGCUUUCAAGCCAUCUGACCCGGCGCACUACCUACGCGGUCGGGAGUCGUACCUCCUUCAAGGCCUUCCGUUGCUGCUGGCUGCAACGAAGCGGCCACCGCCCACGACGGCGGAGAUAUCCGUACAAGAACCGACGUCGUACGAGUCGGAACCUCCGCUUUGGCAAAUACUCAAACCGGAGGAUAUGCGAACCACGGCCGGAGACGUUUGCACGUCAGCCUGGAUGGUCUCCGCCAACAGCGGCGUGGGCGUUAUGAAGCACGCUUUUCAGACUCGGCGCCAUAGGCACGAGGGCUGCUCUUUGUCUGGACCUUGUGACUAUUAUAGCGUGGCUGAUCUCACGUUUGUGAUGAAGAUCUGCACAUUCUACCUACAUCUCAUAUUGCUCUGCUCCUUUCAAGAGCUAACCCUGCCUGACAGGUUUCACACCGGAGUUUCACAGCCAUUUUUCAGAUUCAAGAUACAAGAAGAAAACUCGACACGGCGGUUGGAGCAAAACCGCCGCGGAAGCAAAAACAAUGAGUGGCAUAUGUUGAGUGCUGGAGCUUUCACGUCAGCAUUACGAUGCAUAACCUGGAAAUCACACCUCGGCAGAUGUAUCACUCACUACCUGCCGCCAGACCACUACCUGCAGAAAGACUUCGCGGCUCCUGAGGUCAACAAUAUCUAG